UGUCAUCGAAAGACUUCUGAUCUACAUCUUCUGAGCAAUUGACAUGAGGUGCCCAGUUGCAAAAGCUCCCUGGAUCAUAGAGGUCUUGAGAAAGACUAAUGUCCUGGUGCAAAAGGCAUGGGUAUCAGGAUGUGCCAUCAGCUCCAAAGAGAUGCCAAGUCUAGAGCCACCUGAGCAUGGCAUUGCUUCCAUCCCUGGGCCUACAAGCUGGCCAAUAAUAGGCAGCUUAGUAGAUCUCCUCAGGAAAGGAGGCCUGAAAAGGCAGCAUGAAGCUAUGGUAGAGUACCACAAAAGAUUUGGCAAGAUUGUUCGGAUGAAGCUGGGCUCCUUUGAGUCGGUUCACAUUGGGGACCCCAACCUUCUGGAAGCUCUUUACAGGAAGGAGAGCAGUUGUCCACAGAGGUUAGAGAUCAAACCAUGGAAAGCAUACCGUGACUAUAGAAAUGAAGCAUAUGGUCUGCUGAUUAUGGAGGGUGAAGACUGGCAGAGAGUAAGGAGCGCCUUCCAGAAGAAACUUAUGAUGCCAACCGAAGUCGGGAGACUUGAUGGAAAGAUUAACGAGGUUCUUCAAGAUUUCAUGCAAAAAAUAGAUGAUAUCUCUGAUGAGAACGGAAAAGUCAAAGACUUAUACUGUGAGCUGAACAAAUGGUCAUUUGAAACUAUCUCACUGGUAUUCUAUGACAAGCGGUUUGGCCUUCUGCAGAACAAUAUACGGAAAGAAGCUUUAGACUUCAUCGAUUCAGUGAAAACGAUGAUGAGUACAUUUGGCCUGAUGAUGGUAACCCCAGUUGAACUUCAUAAGAGAUGGAACACAAAAAUCUGGAAGGACCAUACGAAGGCCUGGGAUCACAUUUUCAAAACAGUUAAAUAUUACAUCGACAAGAGAUUAAUGAGGCAUGCAGCUAAACCAUCAGAGGACUUUCUUUCUGACAUUUUCAGCUGUAGUAAGAUAACCAAGAAGGAGCUAUAUGCUACAAUUACAGAAAUGCAAAUUGGAGCUGUAGAAUCGACGGCAAACAGUCUGCUCUGGGCCAUCUUCAAUCUUUCCCGAAACCCUGAUGCACAAGAAAUACUCUUCAGAGAGAUAGAAGAUGUUUUACCUGAAAACCAAAUUCCUACUGCUGAAGACAUUAAGAGAAUGCCUUAUCUCAAAGCUUGUCUGAAAGAAUCAAUGAGGUUAAAGCCUUCAGUGCCAUUUACAAGUCGAACCCUUGACAGAGAGACAGUUCUGGGAGAUUAUGCAUUACCUAAAGGGACAAUAGUUAUGAUAAACAGCCAUGCUCUUGGGUCAAAUGAAGAAUAUUUUGAAGAUGGAAAACACUUUAAACCUGAACGCUGGCUUCAGGAAAGGAGUUCCAUUAACCCCUUUGCUCAUGUACCAUUUGGCGUUGGCAAAAGAAUGUGCAUUGGGCGUCGCCUGGCAGAACUGCAGCUACAGCUGGCACUGUGUUGGCUGGUAAGGAAGUACAGAAUACUUGCCACUGACCUUGAGCCCGUUGAAGCACUUCAUUCUGGGAACUUAGUACCCAGCAGAGAACUGCCGGUUGCCUUUCAAAAACGAUAAGGUAACACAGUAAAGAAUAACUUUCAUUUUCUUAACUGAAGUACUUGUACAAGAGAGGUCAAAGAACUUCAAGAGCAAAUGCUUCUGAUAAGCUUACAAAUUCCAGGCAUAAUAAAUCCUCCCAUUCAGAACAGCCAUUAAAGGGCCCAGCGCAAAACAGCUCAGGGUGUUGGAGACCAAAAAAUGAAUUAUGAAGCUACAUUGUUUUUCAGGAAAAACAAACUUAGCCACAAAAGACCUGCUAAGUGUAAGAAAUAGUGACCUGCUAAGUAUGCAGUGACACAACAAUUUCUACUGACUGUCUGCAUUAACUGAUUUCAGAGUGAAAAUUACAUAAUACAACCACAGAUGUCUUGUCCCUCACUGUAUUUUGUUUCUUUGACAUUAGUAGGUGAUUUCUAAAGGCAAACUGGCUAUUUUUCUGUUGAUAUACUAAAGAUAUUUCAUAAAGCAAUCAGAGACAUGUAUUUUUAGCAGAAUGGACACAAUUUAUAAUUUUUUUUGCCAGUCUUUAAAGCUUCUCAACAGCAGAUACAGUACGCAGGAGACACAUACAGCUUUAAAGGAUUAAAUGAGCUAAACACGGCUUGUUCUGUGAAUACAGAUGGAUUGUAAAUUAGGAAAAUACCUUCUACAAUUUAAUUUCAAGGUGUGAUUGCUAUGUUUUAUUUACUGCAUUAUCUUAUGCAACACAAACACUUGCAAAGUCUAGCUGAAACUCACAAAACCUGCUACAUUUUGGUGUCACUAGAACAAAUUCAUACUCUUUCAGUCAGUAGUAACUCUAUCUUUAAUGUUACACAGAUUCGUGUUAAUGAAAAACAAAAUGUUCACACCCUGAUAAUUUAGUAUGCAAGGGUCUAUGCUGAACAUUAUUUUGCAGUUAAGUGCUGUCUUAUUUUUACACACACUGACUCUUUCCAGGUAACUGCCUUUACACAGAUAAAACAGGGAAGAUACAAGUUGUAGGCAAAAGGCAGAAAAAGAAAAGAUGCACACAUGAAGAAACAGACUUUGGAUGCAAAGAUGGGAGAGAUGACUUUUUGUCAUUAGACAUUGUACUACUUUGAUUCUCUUUAGUAAUGGACAUUUCAGGAAAAAUAUAUUCUUUACUCUUGAUUGAAAUUACGCACUCCAUUGUAUGGUUGUAUUGUCAUAUAAUAUAUUGUUCUGUACUGUACUGCGUAUUUUCUGUACUGCAUCAGCAAAUACCAUUCAAACCCAGCCCUGUACCAAGGAUACCUAGGCAGUUCAAAACAAAACCCUCAGCUCUACUGUUGUUUGUAAACGAUAUCUGUCAGUACAUAAAUAUGUGACAACUAGAAGCAGAUACGUUGAACUGUCAUGUUAGCUUUGUACAGAAAAGUUAAUCUGAUGUCUGAACAUGCACACCACCUUGCACUAUCUUGCUGUAAUAUAGUAUAUAAAUGGUUUUGUAUAUUUUGUAAAAAAAAUUGUCACCAACUUUGUGUUUAGUAAGUGUACAGACUUUUUAUAAUUUAACUAUUUUGCCUUCAUUACAAAUAUAAUAAACAUGU
This is a messenger RNA of Protopterus annectens (West African lungfish), 3102 nucleotides long. Its product is annotated as 1,25-dihydroxyvitamin D(3) 24-hydroxylase, mitochondrial. Gene Ontology annotation, biological process: glucocorticoid biosynthetic process; cortisol metabolic process; cellular response to peptide hormone stimulus. The transcript is spliced from 12 exons. The record is from RefSeq and is a predicted model, not a curated record. Gene Ontology annotation, molecular function: iron ion binding; monooxygenase activity; oxidoreductase activity, acting on paired donors, with incorporation or reduction of molecular oxygen. Bases 44 to 1564 code for a protein of 506 amino acids. Gene Ontology annotation, cellular component: mitochondrial inner membrane. NCBI's taxonomy places the organism in Eukaryota, Metazoa, Chordata, Ceratodontiformes, Protopteridae.